AUGGACCUCAGUCAGCCAAACCAAAUAACUCUGCAGCCAGGGUCCUGGAUCCAAAGAAGCAAGCCCACAACGAUAAAGAAGACACAGAGCCAUGAUGGUAGUGGUCAACAACAACAAACGAGCAACUCCUAUGAUGCAUUUGGAAGUAUUGGCAAGAAGAAAGGGGAGCAAGAGAAGAAAGAGAUGGAGGUUGUGAUUGGAAAGCAGCAUCCAACCACAUUUCCCAAAAGCUCUCAACCAAAUCACUCCUCACCCGAGGCCCUUGAUGAUGUUAUCAGUAGCAUCCAGUCACUACCAACAUUAUCUCCGCCAGCCAUGUAUCGAGCAAUAAGGUUGCCUGUAGGGGUACCAGGUGCAUAUGCUGUGGAGGGGAUUGGGCCAACGCUUUGUCACCCAACAAGUAGGCCAGCUGACAUGGAAGAGCUGGGAUUGGAGUUGGUGCCUGCAUCCCAAGAUGACAGAGAUCAUGAUACUGGUCUUAUUCAUGCAGCUCCAAUUGAAGAGCCAGAAUAUGGGAUGAUUCCAACAGCAGAGCCAAUAACAAAAAGGGCCAAAAGAUUAUGGAAGAAGAAAUUAUGCUUAUUCCUCUCCCUGGAAACAAUGUUUGCCCAAGCACUUGUUGUAAUUAUUCUUGUGGCAUUUCUUCUUGCUCCAAAAUCAAGCAAUCAAACUCAACCCACAAAGCAGCAAAAUGGAGUGAUUCCAAUACAAGAAAAUCCAGGGACAAUAGCUUCAAUCACACAAGCACCAAUAUCGCUAUGGGAAAGACUAAAUCUCCCUGACUACACCCUCAGGGCAAUGGAGAAUCCUAGAUCGCCGCAGACCAAGGCAUAUCAAUGGCUAAGCAACAAUGUCAAGACCAACAAUACACAACAUCUCCCGGUAUGGAGACUAAAGCAAAGGUUUGCACUCGCAACAUUUUAUUAUUCAACACGGGGGGACUAUUGGGUGAAAAAUCAAGGCUGGUUGGAUUGGUACACCAAUGAGUGCAACUGGGAACAAAUUGAUGAGGAUUGGGCCCCAAACCCACCUGCUCGUUGUGCUAACAAUGGGCAACUCCUUUCAUUGCAAUUUAUGUAUGCCAACAACUUGGAUGGAACGAUGCCGCCAGAAAUAUCCCUGCUCCAUGAAAGCUUGGAAGCAAUUUUAUUAUCUUGGAACCUCCAGCUCAAAGGAAAUAUACCAACAGAGGUUGGGCUUAUGACAAGGCUGACGAGCUUUUUGUUAAGCACGACACUCUUGUCUGGCACACUCCCAGCAGAAAUAGGUCAGCUACGAAGCUUGAAGAAUUUAUCGAUCUCACACAGCAAGAUUGGCGGGACUUUACCUACUGAGUUGGGCAACCUAAGCAACCUAACAGCUCUGGGAACUGAAGGAGCAAACUUUUCUGGGUCAAUCCCCACUGAGAUUCUUCGAUUGUCAAACCUGAAGACCUUGAGUUUCUUAAAGUGCCCUCUAUUGGAUAUAACAUCUUUCCUCCCUGGAGUAGUUGGAAACCUGCACAAUUUGAAGAUACUAGGACUAGGCUCUGGGAAACCUGGGGGGUUCACAUCAAUCCCAUCUGAAAUUGGGAAGCUGACCAACAUGCGAGUCAUUGGAUUCACUGACUUCCAAGUCAAUGGCACGAUUCCAAGUGAGAUGGGAUUGUUGACAAAGCUAAACAACUUGAACUUGCAAAGUAACUCAAUCUCAGGCACUUUACCAGAAGAGUUAUCAAAGAUGUCGCAAUUAGAGGUCUUACGAAUCCAAUCCAACAAGUUGGAGGGAAAGAUCUUAGAACAAGGAGUCCUCCACCACCUCAACAAGUUGCGGCUUUUGCAAAUAAGUGACAACCUAUUCUCUGGCUCUAUUGCAACAGAAAUUGGCUUGUGGUCUAGCCUUAAGAAGCUUGAACUGCAAAACACGCAUAUAUCCGGCACUCUUCCCAGUGAAUUGCUUUUGUUGGACAACUUUACCAGCCUGGUAGUCAUGAACACAUCCUUGACAGGCAGUAUCCCUCAUGGACUGUGCAACAAGGUACUCCUUCCACAGGAAAACAAGUGUUUUGGGGGCAGAUGCUAUGGAGUUGCAACCUCUAACCUGUCAGCUUGCCACGGAGCUCAACUGUGUGGGUGUAGUUGUACUCCUUGCCCAAUAACCUAG
Molecule: messenger RNA, 2142 nt
Organism: Seminavis robusta
Lineage: Eukaryota; Bacillariophyta; Bacillariophyceae; Naviculales; Naviculaceae
Source: the annotation of a GenBank genome assembly